Molecule: messenger RNA, 2155 nt
Organism: Sphaeramia orbicularis (orbiculate cardinalfish)
Lineage: Eukaryota; Metazoa; Chordata; Actinopteri; Kurtiformes; Apogonidae
Gene: tspan33a
Product: tetraspanin 33a
Exons: 8
Coding region: 185-1033 (282 amino acids)
Cellular component (GO): plasma membrane
Source: RefSeq, a predicted model, not a curated record
GACUGUUCACGCCCACUCGGUGUGAGGCAGCCGGCGGCUCGGAGCCCACUCGGCCCCGGGUGGAGCAGAACCGGCCGAUCCCGUCCCCCUGGUCAGCAGAAUGCACACCGAUUCACCCAAACACUGGCUUCAUUCAGACUAAAACUGGACUGGAGUGGGAUUAAAGCUUCGGAAAGUUGUCACCAUGGGAGGAAGACGCAGAGACGCAUCUGGAAAGGACGAGGACUUCACCUUUGUCAGCCCUGUGGUCAAAUACCUCCUGUUCAUAUUUAACUUUAUAUUCUGGAUAAUCUCCCUGGUGAUGGUUGGAAUUGGACUUUACGCCCGCAUGAUGAAACAUGCAGAGGCAGCACUGGCGUAUCUGUCGGUCGACCCUGCAGUGAUGCUGAUGGUCAUUGGGGUCCUAAUGUUCAUCAUCACCUUCUGUGGCUGCGUUGGAUCACUGAGGGAAAACAUCUGCCUUCUGCAAACUUUCUGUAUCUGUCUCACAGUGAUCUUCUUGCUCCAGUUAGCUGCUGGAAUCCUGGGCUUCAUCUUCUCUGAUAAGGCCCGGAAUAAAGUCACUGAAGUGAUCAAUAAAGCCAUCAUCCACUACAGAGAUGACAUUGAUCUACAAAACCUUAUUGAUUUUGGUCAGAGGGAGUUCGAGUGCUGCGGUGGCGUGGCGUACACCGACUGGUCUCAAAACAUGUAUUUCAACUGCAAAGCAAGCAACCCCAGCAGAGAACGCUGCUCUGUCCCCUUCUCAUGUUGUAUCAUAUCCAAAGAGCUGGUUAUCAACACCAUGUGUGGCCAGGGCAUGCAGGAUUUAGAAUACCCUGAAGCAGGAAACCACAUCCACACUAAUGGCUGCAUAGAUAAACUGGUCAACUGGAUCCACAGUAACCUGUUCAUACUAGGAGGUGUUGCACUGGGACUGGCCAUACCACAGCUGGUUGGGAUCCUCCUCUCUCAGAUUCUGAUCAACCAGAUAAAAGAUCAAAUCGAGCUCCAGAACUACAACCUCAAGCACCGCGCUGACCCGUGGAGCUGAUCUGGGGCCUGGAAACAGCAACACCAGGAGCCAGCAUCUUAUAGCUUUUACCAAAACCAUCUCUAAAGGACAUCCUAAAAAGGCACUCCUUCUUGGGACUUCACCUACUUGGAAUAAAAAUACCUGACUGUUCAAUCAGGAGUGUUCGCACAAAGAGGACGGAAAAGAAGAUUGUGUCGCCGCCUACUGGAGAAGAAGAGGUCUGCAUUCACCAAACAUGGAGGAUUUACAGUAGUUGAGACAGGAUUAUACAAUCAGUAUCAUCUAAGUCAUUUUGGGAAUUUGCAGGAAUAUACAGAAGUGUUUUUUCUCAGAUUUUGUUAAGAUUACUCUGCUAAAAAGGGAAUUUAUUGUUAUUGUUUGUAAUCUGCUUAUUAGGGUAACAUUCGACUACUGAAGUUUAAUAAUGUUUUAUUCUAGGGUCAAAAUCACCACUGGAUGCAUUCCAAAAGAUGACUCAGACACCAGUUGGAGUCCCAGUUAUAUCUCUUGUAGACCUGUUACAAAGAUAAAUUAUUAAUAAUAAAAGUGUUUUAUAAGACAUUUUAAAUGUAAAAACUGCACACUAUGUUUACAGUAGUGGUCUGAUUGUUGGUUUGCUGACCUCACCCUGCACAUGAUAUCAUUUCCUGUUCAUAUUUUAACCAGGAGACAGCCUCCAGAGCUGCAGCUUUACCAGGGUUUGGUGGGUGUAUGUCUCAGUGUGCAGCCAUUAAAAAUAAACCAACGCCAAACCACACAGUCAUUGUGUACUAUUCAUAUUCUGGACAUACGAAUGUUAUGUAACUGUUGUAUCUAUCCUGUAUGCACCUUUAAAUCAUGUUCCCACCUCUAUCUUCCUCCUUUUUAUGGAUAAAGCAUGUUUUUUUAUAUAAAAUUAAAAACCAGCAAAAGUUUUCCACCUUAAAAGUAGGUGCAUUAGUUCUGUUGUCUUUCUGUUUUUUGUGAACUGUCACUUAACAGACGCUGGUUGAAGUCUUAAAUCCACAAAUUAUCAAAGCUUGAAUGGUUCUGACAGCAGAAGAAAACUGAGCUGUUUGUAUAAGCAGCAUGAAUUUUAGUACAAAGAUAUGCAUGUGAAAUACAUCCCCAGCUGUAAAUUAAAGUAUUUUAUAUACUGUC